This is a messenger RNA of Lathyrus oleraceus (garden pea), 906 nucleotides long. RefSeq lists its product as uncharacterized. NCBI's taxonomy places the organism in Eukaryota, Viridiplantae, Streptophyta, Magnoliopsida, Fabales, Fabaceae. Bases 105 to 800 code for a protein of 231 amino acids. The record is from RefSeq and is a predicted model, not a curated record. The transcript has a single exon.
CAUUGACAAUUUCUCUUCUUAUCUCCAAACUUAUUAACUCUCUCCAAUCUUCUCAUAUCUUUCUAACAUAUCCAACCUAUUCACUUUUAACACACAACAAAGCAAUGUCUGCAGAACAAGUUCUAAUGUUGUUAGAUUCUUUCUGGUUUGAAACUACAAUUCUCACCAACAAAAGAUCUUCAAAUUGUCAGACAAAACUAGAACAAACUCUUCCUCAAGAAGACACAAAGUUCUUAGUUCCAACUACAAAUCUAGAUGUUAGGUUCUACGGUGAACAAAAUUUGAGUUUCACAGGCUCAGUUUUCUCCGACUCUCCAUCACCAAAUUCUGUCCUCACUUCAUCUAAGCUUCGAACAAUCCCUUCUGAGAGAGAAAUCAUAGAAUUCUCAAACGGGACAAGCACCAAAAAGAAAGAUAUAAACAAGAAAAAACAGAGCAACAGUCACAAUCAGAGAAGAAAGAGAAGUAAAAGUAGGAGUUUAUCAGAGCUUGAGUUUCAAGAAGUAAAAGGAUUUAUGGAUUUGGGUUUUGUGUUUUCUGAGGAAGACAAAGAUUCAAAACUGGCCUCAUUGAUACCUGGUUUACAAAGACUAGGAAAAGAAGAUGAUGAACAGAAGAAGAUCGAUGAAAGUGAUGUAUCUGAUGAGAAGCCUUAUUUAUCUGAGGCAUGGGAUUUGGUAGACCUAAGGGGGAGAAGAAAUCCAUUGGUGAAUUGGAGGGUACCAGAAAAGGGUAGUGAAAUUGAUAUGAAACAUAAUCUGAAAUUCUGGGCUCAUACUGUUGCAUCCAUUGUUGGUUAGAUAACAAGGACCAUAAAAAGUUGUUAUUUUCUAGUGGAAAGUUGUUUCAUGUAAUUUUAGAUUUUAACUGGAAUCAUCAAUGUACAUAUUCUUACAGUUUUUCUUA